AUGGGGCCAUCCAUGGGUGUCACACCAAUCCCAUCUAUGCCUAUUGGCAUACAGGCUAUGCCAUCUGGCAUAUCAGCCAUGCCGGCUGGCAUACCUGCUAUGACAUCUGGCAUGCCAGCUAUGGCUUCUGGCAUGCCAGCUAUGACAGCUGGCAUACCUGCAAUGGCAUCUGGCAUGCCAGCUAUGGCAUCUAUGACUCCUGGUAUGCCAGCUAUGGCAGCCGGCAUACCUGCCAUGGCAACAGGAAUGCCUGCUAUGCCAUCUGGCGCAGCGACUAUGCCAGCUGCUGUACCUACGAUGGCAGCCGCGCCACCUGCCGCUAUGGUCAAGUCGGGCAGCCAGGACUCAGUGGAGGCGCUAAGCAGCAGCGAGUGGGGCGUACCGCAAGCCAGCAAGCUCAAGUUCACGCAGGUAUUCAACGCCAUAGACCGCAACAAGAGCGGCUACCUGAGCGGGGUGAACGNGAAGGGAUUUGGGUGGAACUUGUCCUGCAGUAUAGUGGGUACCCGGCCAUACGUGCUUUCUGAGUCUUCGGCGGCCCCUGCUGUAGGGUCGGACCCUCAUCUAAUUUUGUUAGGUGUAACCCUCUCACCGCCACCCCUCUCACUCACUGUAACAAACGCACGCUUUGCGAUGAUAUCAGCCACCACCGCCACCGCCACCGCCACGAGGCCGCCGUUGGCGUUUGCACAAGGAGAGCCGCCACCACAGGCCGCCGCCUCGGCUGCCGCCGCCGCCACCAUCGGCGCUCUGAAUUUUGAAGACAAGCGGCGUGAGAACUUCAGCAAGGGGCAGGCGGAGCUGGAGCGUAGGCGUAAGGCGCUGCUCGAGGCGCAGCGUCGCGAGACUGAAGAACGCCUUCGCAGGGAGCGAGAAGAAGAGGCUAAGAAAGAGAAGGCUCGUGCUGAGGCUGAGAAGAAGAGGCAGGAGGAGCUGCGGCAGGAGAUGUUGCGCCAGCAGGAGAUGCAGGAGUUGAAGGAACAGGAGCUCAAGAGGCAGCACGAGCUCAAGGAACAGGCCAAAAAAGAUGCAGAGCUGCAGCGGCAGCAGGAGUGGGAGAAGCAGCGGCUGCAGGAGCUGAUGAGCGUCAGGCAGCGGCAGCAGGAGAGCCUCCUAGCACUCAAGGCCCAGAACCAGAGCCUGGCCAUCGAGCAGCAGACCAGGGACGAGCGCAUUAAGGAGCUGACGAGCAAGAUCAGCGAGACGCGCUGCAGCGUCACGGAGGUCAAGGCGACCAUAGACAACAUGAGGAGCACCCGCGAUACUCACAUGGCCGACAUGAACGCUCUUAAGGCCCAGGCGCGCGACCAGAACCAGAGGUUACUGGUAGUUAACCAGGAGCGCGCUCAGCUGAAGGCUCGCAGUGCGGCGGCCGCGGGGGCGGCGGGGGGCGGCGAGGCGCCGGCGGUGGACGCGAUGGUCGACGCUAAGCGCAUCGUCAUCGCCCAGCUCAGGGAGAAGCAUCAGGAGCUGCUCGACCAGGUGUCUGCCAAGGAGCAGGACUUCAACAACAACAUCGUGGCCCUGAGGACGCUCAAGGAGGAGCUCAAGGAGAGCGUUGAGCGCGUGCAGUUAAAACACAACCACCUGGUGUUGCAGGUGGCACUGCUGCAGUUAACAGUUGGCUCGCAGGGUCGGCGCUCCCUCCACCCCAAUCGGAGGUGGGGCAUCAUCCCCCGGGUGCUGGGGGCCGCCCUGGCGCUGUUCACAUGGACGCCACAGCGCAGCAACCAGCUUGCCAUCACCCCCGGCCAGCGUUUACUGCUCAGGGAGCAAGCCUGUGACUGGACAUACGGGGAGUGUGGAGACCGCAGGGGCUGGUUCCCCUCAAACUACGCCACCCUGGACACCACCAACCCCACCGUCCCCCCUGCCACCACAUCCCCACCGCCUCCUCCCCCACUUCCUGACUUCAUAGCUCACGACGAGCCAUCAAGUGGCACUGCAGCAGCUGGCACUGUAACAGUUGGCUCGCAGUUCCGUGGCUUGUAUCAGUUCGAGGCUCGUAACGACGACGAACUUUCCUUCAUGCCUGGUGACGUCAUCACGGUGACCCUGCUGGAGGGGUCAGACCCGGGGUGGCUGGGGGGUGAACUGGGGGGCAGGACAGGCUGGUUCCCCGAGGCCUAUUGCGAGUUUAUUGAGGGGUCGGCGCCCCCUAUACCCCUACCGGAGGUGGGGGAGGUGGGGGCGCCGUCCCCCAGAGUACUGGGGGCCGCCCUCGCGUUGUUCAUAUGGACGCCACAGCACAGCAACCAACUGUCCAUUGCUCCUGGCCAGCGUCUCCUGCUUAGGGAGCGAGCCUGCGACUGGACGUACGGGGAGUGUGGGGACCAGGGGGGCUGGUUCCCCUCUAACUACGCCGCCCUGGACACCACCAACCCCACCGUCCCCCCCGCCACCACCUACCCACCCCCUCCUCCCNGUACGUCUGUUCUUCUGAUAUUUUCAACCGAGCCCGGCGACCUUAUUUUCGGCGCUGGUGAGGUGGUGCUGGUGGUGCAGCGUGAUGGUGACUGGUGGACCGGCGUGUGUGGUGACAACCAUGGUGUCUUCCCGUCUAACUUAGCCCACGACGAGCCAUCAGAGUUCUACGUCAGCAACUUCGCUUACGAGGAGGAGCUCAAGGAGAGCGUUGAGCGCGGCAAGGAGCUCUACGCGCGCUUCACCAGCAAACGAAACCAGUGCGACUGGACGUACGGGGAGUGUGGGGACCAGGGGGGCUGGUUCCCCUCUAACUACGCCGCCCUGGACCUCACCNGGUCUUGCUAUCUCGUAUCGCUGAGACAUGCCUGGGGCUACAGGCAUCAGUACACGUGUUGGUCUGAACUAAAGUGGUCUUGCUAUCUCGUAUCGCAGAGACUUGCGUGGGCUACAUAUUUCACUAAACAUGUCGCCCCAAAUGACACAAAUAACAAUUACCAGGCAAAAGGCAAGAAGCGCCAGGUGGGGUGGUUCCCUGCUAGCUACGUCAAGGUGCUGGGUGGUGGCUCAGCCUCUGCCCGGUCCACGCCCGUCUUCCAGGAGGCCACCAACAUCCUGGACGCCCCGCCCGCCCAGACGCCGCCCUCCGUCGUCCAGAACUCUGGCGUCGUCCAGAACUCUGCCAGCGCCCAGAACUCUGUCGCCCACAAUGCUGAUAAAGCACCUGCUGCUGAUGCUGCUGCACAGCCUGCGCUGCCCGGUGAGAGUUACUACUGGGGUUGCGGUAUGAGGGAGGGGAGUGUGCUCCUCGGCACUGCGAACCUCGAGCCUGCAGAUGUUAAGGAACCUGAUGCUCCUAAACCUGCACCUGUAGCACCUGUAGCACCUGCAACACCUGCAACACCUGCAGCAGCUGCAGUAGUCUCAGAUGCUGAGGCGGCAUCAGAUGCCGAGGCAGCUGCUGAAGUCGCCGCUACAAUGGCCAAGUCAACUCGGCAAGAAUCUCAGAAGCGCUCUCGUCGGUCCCACUCUUCUUCCAGCCUCUUCUCUGAGAAGAAGCUCUCAUUAUUCAGCGCGGGCAAAGGCAGCAAGAAGCCAGAGAUCGCAACUGUGCUGGCGCCCUACGAUGCUACGUCCAGCAACCAGCUGAGCCUGCAGCGCGGACAGCUCGUUAUGAUCCGCAAGAAGACCGCCUCAGGCUGGUGGGAGGGCGAGCUACAGGCAAAAGGCAAGAAGCGCCAGGUGGGGUGGUUCCCUGCUAGCUACGUCAAGGUGCUGGGUGGUGGCUCAGCCUCUGCCCGGUCCACGCCCGUCUUCCAGGAGGCCACCAACAUCCUGGACGCCCCGCCCGCCCAGACGCCGCCCUCCGUCGUCCAGAACUCUGGCGUCGUCCAGAACUCUGCCAGCGCCCAGAACUCUGUCGCCCACAAUGCUGAUAAAGCACCUGCUGCUGAUGCUGCUGCACAGCCUGCGCUGCCCGAGCGUGUGGAGGCGCUAUACCCCUACACGGCCGUGAACCCCGACGAGCUCACGUUCAGCGCUGGUGACGUCAUCGUCGUGCUGGACCGCGAGGACGCGGCCUGGUGGCGGGGGCGACUAGGCGCCAGCGAGGGGGUCUUCCCUAGUAACUAUGUGCAGGCGGUCGUUGGCGGGGGCGGCGACAGCUUCGCCGCGCAGGUAUCACAGAUCGCCGCUGCCGCUGCUGACUUCGGCGUCGACUUGGACGACGGCAACCUUUGUUGUGAGGCGUUACGUGUACGUCACGCGAACAGCGCCGACGGCCGCGUCGUCAUGAUUGGUGACGUGCUCUGCCAGCAGGUGCGCGGACUGACGGCCUACAUGAGGUUCUGCAGCGUACAGCUCCGCGGCUCUGCGCUCCUCUGUGAGAGACCGCUUCUGAAGCACACCCCGCGCCAGCACCCUGACCACCAGAACACCGUCGACGCGCUCCAGGAGUCCAACAAUCUCUGCCAGCAGGUAAAUGAAGCCGUGGCUGAGCGCGACAACACUGAGAAGCUGGAGUGGCUGCAGAAGAACGUGCGUCUCACGGACCUGCCUGAGCGACUCGUCUUCAAUUCUUUAACAAACUUCAAACAACAGAGAAAGCUGCUCUACAUGGGACCUAGCAAGAGUGGCAGGGAGGUGCUGGUGUUCCUGCUCAGCGACUUCCUGCUGCUGUGUACGGCUCAGCGCUCCCUCGCCUCCUGCAGCGGUUCCCUCUCUGCCCUCACUCGUGCCCUCAGCACCACCGCUGCCACGCUAUAUAAAAAGCCCAUGCUGCUGGAGCAGCUCAAGGCCGUACGCAGCGAGAACAAGGACAACGAACUCGAGCUCAUUUACUGCAGAGGAGAAGAGGUCGUGUCGAUGGUGGCGAGCUCGGCGACGGAGCGUGACAGUUGGUUGCACAAGAUCAACGAAGCGCAGCGUAAACUGCGCGAGGCGCGAUCCCUGCUGUUCUCGCGCCUACAGUCCGAGGAGCAGCAAGGUGUGGUUGGGCGUAUCCUGGUCACCAUCCUUCACGCCAACCAUGUGCCUGCGGUCAACCACAGCGGUGACAAGACGGAAAGUUUCUGCGAAGUGAGCUUAGGUUCUCAGGUGCGAGAGACCGGACGCUGUUGCGGCCAGAAGCCUCACUGGGACUCCUCCAUGCAGUUCUACAUCAAGAGUCUCAGCGACGACCGGCUCUGUAUCACACUUAUGCUCAAGGGAUACUUCCGACCUAACG
Molecule: messenger RNA, 5149 nt
Organism: Hyalella azteca
Lineage: Eukaryota; Metazoa; Arthropoda; Malacostraca; Amphipoda; Hyalellidae
Gene: Dap160
Product: intersectin-1
Exons: 37
Molecular function (GO): protein binding
Source: RefSeq, a predicted model, not a curated record